CCUAAUUGUUGUGAUAAACUUAUUAAAUAGAGAUUUAGAAUGUCUGACAUAGAACGACUUAGACAAGAGGCUGACAACCUUAAAAAUCAAAUACGGGAAGCGAGGAAGCAGGCAUCAGAUGCUAGUUUAGCGGAAGUGGUGGCAUCAGUGCCGGCAGUGCAAAGAAUCACCGUCAGAACCCGCAGGACCAUGAGGGGACAUCUCGCUAAAAUAUACGCCAUGCACUGGAGUGCCGACUCCAAAAAUCUAGUUAGUGCAUCACAAGAUGGCAAAUUAAUCGUGUGGGAUACUUACACUACAAAUAAGGUGCAUGCGAUUCCUCUUCGAUCGUCGUGGGUGAUGACCUGUGCUUAUGCGCCCAGUGGCAACCUGGUAGCGAGUGGAGGUCUAGACAACGUCUGUUCAAUUUACACUCUCAGAACACGGGAAGGCAACGUCAAAGUUUCACGCGAACUCAGCGGACACACAGGCUAUCUAUCUUGCUGCCGCUUCAUUAACGACAACGAAAUCAUAACAAGCAGUGGAGAUAUGACAUGCGGCCUUUGGGACAUAGAGAAGAGUACUCUAGUGACACAGUUUGCGAACCACACGGGUGACGUCAUGUUUCUCUCCAUCUUCCCCGAGAGCAGAGUGUUCCUGUCCGGAGCAUGUGACGCCAGUGCUAAACUCUGGGACAUCAGAGACGGACAGUGCAAGCAAACAUUCACAGGACACGAGUCAGACAUAAACGCCGUCACUUUUUUCCCGAGUGGACAGGCGUUCGCGACUGGGUCAGAUGACGCGACGUGCAGACUGUUCGACAUCAGGGCCGACCAGGAGUUGGCUCUGUAUGCGCAUGACCAGAUCAUCUGUGGCAUCACCAGUGUCUCCUUCAGCAAGAGUGGCAGACUCCUCUUCGCAGGCUACGACGACUUCAACGCCAACAUCUGGGACUCCCUCAAGACAGAGCGAUCAGGAGUGCUUGCUGGACAUGACAACAGAGUGUCGUGUUUGGGAGUGACGGACGACGGAAUGGCAGUAGCAACUGGCUCAUGGGACUCCUUCCUACGAGUCUGGAACUAGAACCCCUCCCCUUCAUUGAACUAGCCUAGCUGAUUACAAACAAACAAGCCGACGACAGCAGGACAUACAUGAUAUAUUGGAUCAUCUAGUAGGCCACACAAACAAAUGCAAAUACACGCAAUCAAUGAAGGCGACUAAAUUUAAAUCCUAAACAUAUGCGAUUAGAGUUCUAGCGUUCCCCUGGAAAAGAAAUACAGCUUGUCUCGUACCUUGGAGGUCAAUAAAACACGCGGAAGAUGUUAAGGGUCGUCUUAAAUAUUGGCAGUAAAACUUGUUCACAUCACCCAGAUUGCUACUACCAUCUGAAACGGAAACUGAAAUUCAGACCGAGCUAGUUUACCUCAUUGUAUCAGAAUUUACCCACAUCGAAGUUGAUUAUAGACUCAGUUGUUAUGCUUUGUCGGCUAUUGCUUGAAGUUGUAGCUUCGGUUUGAAUUGAAUAAUUUAUCCAGAAUAUGACCGUCAUAAUGUCAACUAUUCGACGUGCUUUUCGAAUAGAACAGGCAUUCUAGUCUGAAUCUAUAGAAAGAUCAUCUCCGCGCGGUUUUAUUAAAAAUUUAUUUUAUUCCUGUUCAUUUUUGGAAAUGCAGAUCAAUUUGAAUAAUCUUUUUAUAAUCUAAGGAUCAAUUAUUAAUUUGUCGAUAUGUUGCUUUUAAUUAUUAUUCGUGGUUUCGAUUUAAAUCCUCCCAAGCACUAACGCGGGCGGAAGUUACCCACAAAUAUUGUCCUCUAAAUUCCUUCACUUUUCUUCCCCAUCCUAUUUAUUUCCUGAAUCACCCCCACCCCUUCCCUCUCCCAACAUACCAACCCAUUUACCUUACUUUAACUAUGUCUACUAUUUUCUGACCUGCCAAUGUGUUGCAAUUCUAUCUUUUCGAAUUGGCAAAAACUAUCAUGAGUAGUUUAUUUAGAACAAAUGGAGUUUCAGGAGCUGUUCGAUCUUAUCUUAAAGAAAAGCUUCCUAUAUUGAGAUUGCAAAAGUAGUGUCUACUGAAAAUGAAAUGGGUUGUUUCUUUUCAGCUUGAUUAAAAUUCAAAGUAUGACCAAACUGGUUUGAUGUAUGAACACAUUGUGUUUCACAAACUGCUGGCGUUGAUUGCAAUACGCAAAUUGUUAACGUAAACUGAAAUGAUUCUAAUGGUUCCGUAGUAUUUGAAAGAGAGUUCAGUUUGGUUGUUUGGGUCAUGCUUUGUUUGUGUUGGAAAUGUAUAAUACUUCAUGAGUGCUCGUUUCGUUUGAUAAAAGCCCUCUCAUCUUGUCUUUACUUCAUAAUAUGUACUACAUUUCCACAUGCAAAACCCAAAAAAAUCUAUCUCAACCUAAAUGCUCUGCAUAAAUGAACGCAAAACAAUACUUCCACCUUCAAAAUAAUGUGAAAUGAAUUUGUGAAUUGAAUGCAUGUCAAGCAUUUGUCUAUCUUUUAUAUUCUCAGUCGUCAACUUCCUCGUAGUGAUUAUUAAUACAAUUCAAUAAAUAAAUAAAAUAAAUAAUCACGACAGAACAAAAACCGUUUAUUAAUUGUCUAACGUGCUUCUUUUCUACCUAUUCAAAAAUAUUUCAUAAUUUAUUUGCCCAAAUUUCAGUAGUAAGUAGCGCAUGAAACUACCAACUACAGAAUUUUAAAAGAGCUUAUUUGGUUCUAAAAGCCAUCUCAGAGAAAUUGUCAAUUAAGUGAAUCAGAGCUACGUAUGUGAAAUCAACAUAGCCUUGGGCAAAGCAAAUGUUGGUAGUUUCUGCAAUUGUUUUAACAGUGCAUCAUGAAAACAGUAAUUUUAAUCAAAUUUUGGUAUGGAAAGACAAUUAGUUACUAAAUUUUAUCAUCUCACUGAAAUUCAUGCGUUUUUGCAUUUGACAGCAAUUAGUUUGAUCGAAAUUUCAGUAAGAAGUUCAAUUCACCAUUGAGCCAAUGUUUAUAUAGUGGUUUCUAACGAAAAAAAAGCAACAAUGACUUUCGCUUAAAAGCAACUGUUUGUUUGUGAUUGGCACAAUUGCAUCGAAAGUCUUUGUUGUGAUUUAAACGAUUUUUAUGCUUAUUGAGAAGUAUUACAUGUUUUCAUCCCAUGCUCUUCCGAUUAUGUUUUCGCAAUUGAACAUUUUUAAUUUCA
This is a messenger RNA of Symsagittifera roscoffensis, 3167 nucleotides long. Its product is annotated as guanine nucleotide-binding protein subunit beta-1-like. The transcript has 9 exons. The coding region runs from base 40 to 1062 and encodes 340 amino acids. Gene Ontology annotation, cellular component: cytoplasm; heterotrimeric G-protein complex. The record is from RefSeq and is a predicted model, not a curated record. NCBI's taxonomy places the organism in Eukaryota, Metazoa, Xenacoelomorpha, Acoela, Convolutidae. Gene Ontology annotation, biological process: G protein-coupled receptor signaling pathway. Gene Ontology annotation, molecular function: protein binding; signaling receptor complex adaptor activity.